Molecule: messenger RNA, 3267 nt
Organism: Zophobas morio
Lineage: Eukaryota; Metazoa; Arthropoda; Insecta; Coleoptera; Tenebrionidae
Gene: Pgant5
Product: polypeptide N-acetylgalactosaminyltransferase 5
Exons: 9
Coding region: 491-2314 (607 amino acids)
Biological process (GO): protein O-linked glycosylation
Cellular component (GO): Golgi apparatus
Molecular function (GO): polypeptide N-acetylgalactosaminyltransferase activity
Source: RefSeq, a predicted model, not a curated record
UCUAAGGCUGUAACAUGUCGACAAACAAUUUAAAAGUAGGCGCUGAAGGAAACACUAACCGUGAUUCCUUGAUUAUGCGAAGAAAGUGCUACUGCAGGUAGUACAGCAAUCCCACACGUAAAUGAGAUUAGCGGGUUAAUUUCCAUUAUUGUUGGUAAAGGUCAACAACAAGUUGGGGGAUUAACAUUCUAAGGUCACGUCACUUGUCACGCACGCGCAGUGCUGCCACCACCCGUUUUUGACAGCUGUCUACACGAAUGUGCGACGUGUAUGGCAGCAGGUGCGAAAAAUGCUACAAGUAUACGUCCCGACGCUUAGAAACCUCAAUAUUUCCGUUCCGUCGUAACUAUGAGGCGGUCUGAUCACUAAAGCUGACAUUUUCCAUUCAGAAACUCGCCGUAUCUUGACAUUAACCGUGCGCUUCCGCCGCGUUUUAUCUGUGAUAGUGUUGUUUUCAUUGUGAUGUGUAGUGUUAGUUGAUUUCUCCAACAUGUUCCACGGCAAACUGCGAAUACACACGUGUCGGGUCAUCCUCUUGACGUCGCUGGUCUGGUUCCUGGUGGACGUCGUCAUCCUGUCCUUUUACUCCGAGUGCCUGGGGGGCUCCUGCAAGAAGCAGCCCCAGGCGGCGGCGUUGAACGCAAUCGAGGACUACGACAACGACAACCUCCAGGUGGACGAGAACUUCGUCAGCAACGGGCACAGCAGUGGGGUGCAGUCGACGUACAAGCAGGCGGACCUGAAGAGGUGGCGGCCGGCGCCGACGGUCAUACCGGUGCACGGGCUUCCAGGGGAGAUGGGGAAGGCAGUGCAUAUUCCUCCUGAGAAGGAUGCGCUGAUGAAGGAGAAGUUCAAACUUAAUCAGUUUAAUUUGUUGGCUAGUGAUAUGAUUUCGCUCAAUCGGUCACUGGCUGAUGUGAGGCUCGAAGGGUGUAAAGAUAAGAAAUAUCCGAAGCUGCUUCCGACGACGUCAAUUGUUAUUGUUUUCCAUAACGAAGCGUGGACGACACUCCUGAGGACCGUUUGGAGCGUCAUCAACAGAUCUCCGCGGCCUUUACUCAAAGAAAUUAUUUUAGUGGAUGAUGCCAGCGAGAGAGAACACCUGGGCGAAAAGCUGGAAGAAUACGUAAAGACCUUGCCCGUACCAGUAAUAGUUCUACGUACUGAAAAACGUUCAGGUUUAAUUAGAGCACGUCUGCUAGGAGCGAAACAUGUCAAGGGUCAAGUGAUCACCUUCUUGGAUGCACAUUGUGAAUGUACGGAAGGAUGGUUGGAACCUCUUCUCGCCCGAAUAGUCCAAGAUCGAAAGACAGUCGUUUGUCCCAUCAUCGAUGUAAUAUCAGACGAAACAUUCGAGUACAUCACGGCCUCGGAUAUGACGUGGGGUGGCUUCAACUGGAAAUUAAACUUCAGAUGGUAUCGCGUGCCUCAGCGAGAGAUGGACCGCCGCAACAACGACCGCACCGCCCCCUUGCGCACCCCCACGAUGGCCGGCGGCCUCUUCUCCAUCGACAAGGAGUACUUCUACGAGCUCGGCGCCUACGACGAAGGCAUGAACAUCUGGGGCGGCGAGAACCUUGAGAUGAGUUUCAGGAUAUGGAUGUGCGGAGGCACCCUGGAGAUAGCAACUUGUUCUCAUGUGGGUCACGUGUUUCGAAAAUCCACCCCGUACUCGUUCCCGGGCGGGACGAGCCGCAUAGUCAACCACAACAAUGCACGACUCGCUGAAGUCUGGCUCGACCAAUGGAAGGAUUUCUACUAUAACAUUAACCCAGGUGCGAGGAGCGUACCGGUGGGGGAUGUUACUGGCAGGAGAGAGCUUAGAGAAAGACUGAAAUGCAAGAGCUUCCGGUGGUACUUGGAAAAUGUGUAUCCCGAGUCGCAGAUGCCUUUAGAAUAUUAUUAUCUAGGAGACAUUCGAAACGUCGAAACUAAGAAUUGUCUGGACACCAUGGGCCGCAAAUCUGGCGAAAAUCUAGGCAUGACGUAUUGCCACAACUUGGGCGGAAAUCAAGUGUUUGCCUACACAAAACGUCAACAGGUCAUGUCUGACGAUAACUGUUUAGACGCAAAUCAUAAAAACGGCCCUAUCAAGUUGGUUAGAUGUCACGGGAUGGGUGGUAAUCAGGCGUGGGCCUACGAUGACGUCGAAAAGACGAUCAAGCAUGUAAAUACGGGCAGUUGCCUCCAAAGACCAGACCCUAGUGACAUGAAUUUGCCACUGUUGAGGCCUUGCAACUAUAGUCCGGGUCAGCAGUGGAUAAUGGAGAGUGACUUCAAGUGGCAAGCGCGAAAUCACCACGACGAUAGAUAGAUAUGAAAUACCAUGUUGGCAACGUUAUUCCUGACUACUAGUCACUCGACUGAAAUUGCAUUUACCUAAGAAAUAUUUAUUUUUUUAUCGAUUUUGUUAACUUUCAGUAUUGAUUGAUUCGACAUUCCAUUAGGGCCUACUCACGCCGAGGCAGGUAAACCAAUUUCAAUUUGAAUAUAAAAAGUGCUUUUCGUUUCCCUCGGCCUGAGGCACUCAAGGCUAACGUUGCCAACUUCUUAGUGAUCGUUAAACGAUCGUAACUCUUCCUAAUUGUAAGACUUUAAUAAAUCUAAAAUGCAUAUUAUACAUCUAAAGUUGUUAUAACUGCCAUUUGUACAUAUAGCUAAAGACGGGUUUAUCCCCGAACAAUCGACACCUAUCACAAAUUAGGUUAGGUUUAGAGGAUAUGAGAGGGGACGCAUUUGUUUUACAGGUCUAACAGGGUUGAUUUGUACAACGAAUAGAUUAUACAGAUCUGUACAGCCGUACCAAGAUAUUACUAAUGACUUCCUUCUUGUAGUCGAUAGCUGAAGAAUCGUAUAGCAUAUCAAAAUGGUGCAAACUGCAAUAUGACCGUGCGGUAUAUCAAUCUUGCGACGGUUGUUUUUGUUUAUUUAGUAAUCGAUUUUUAUGUAGUGAUUGCCAUGAAAUGACUUUUGAUUAUUGUACAUCGAUUGUUAAUUUAUUAAAUAAUUUUAAGUGAAUUUGUAAUUAGUAGCAGCUAAUUAGUUCAUAUUGUUAAUAAAUCUAGGCGAUUUUUACUUAACAGUACUGUAACUUUUAAUUAGUUAAGUCUUGUAUACAUAUCCACAGUCUACUAAAUUUGUUGUUUUUCCAACAGACCGAAUUGUUAUACAUCAACCAAAAUUUUAUAGGCGUAGGUGGUGGUGCAAUCAAUAGCUUGUAUUACUCUGAACAAAAUUACAUUUAAUAAUAAAUUAUUUCAAAUACAA